AUGGGUUUCUCCGAGAUGGUACAAUGGUGGGACGAAUGGCAGCUCCGUGUGCUCGUCCUGGGAAGCCUCUUCCUCCAGUACUUCAUCUUCGUCGAAGCUGGCAUGCGCAAGCGUUGCAUCCCGUCCUGGUUCAGGUUCUUCAUCUGGCUCGCCUACCUGGGCAGCGGCGCAUUGGCCAUCUACGCCCUUGCCACCCUCUUCAACAGCCAUGGGAAGCAGGAGUGGACGUCCACACGACGCGGCAGCUCCAGCCUGGAGGCGCUGUGGGCGCCGGUGUUUCUGGUGCACCUCGGUGGGCAGGACGGCGUCACUGCCUACAACAUAGAGGACAACGAGCUGUGGAGGCGGCACGUCCUCACCGCGGUGUCUCAGGUCGCCGUAGCCAUCUACGUCUUUUGCAAAUCAUGGCCAGGGGACAAGAAACUAUUGCAAACUGCAAUUCUGUUCUUCGUCUGCGGCAUAAUAAGGUGUUUGGAUAAGCCAUGGGCUCUCAAGAGCGCCAGCAUCAACAGCAUCGUCAGCAGCUCCAGCACAGACGAAGAUCAUGGCAGCACCAUUUCGCUCGACGAAUACGUUGACAAAGCAACCAAGUGUGUUUUACACCCAAAACACUGGAAGAAAACAAGUAAAUCUGGCGUCAACAAAGCCAUCAAAGAGCCCUACCAUCUAUUCGAAGACCUGGCAUACCCAUACAGCGUCCGGCUGGAGAACCUCAAGUACAUGCGGAACAAGAAAGACGAAGCGCAUGGGCUGGUUCAGUCGGGUCUCUCCAAAACGUUCGACCGGCUCUACACCAAGAAACAAGAGUACAAUGUGAAAAAGAUAUGGAGCGAUUUUGUUACUGAUCUGUCUAAUAAUCGCUUUUUCCGCUUCCAUCUAGGUGGCCUCCUACGAUCUGUGACCGUGUACCUAUCGUUCACGGCCAUCGGGGUCUUCCACAAUAGCGACAGAGCAGCCCAGAACAGCACCGAUGUCAGGGUCACCUGCACUAUGUUGUGCUGCACUGCUGCGCUGCAGCUCCUCAUGACCAAUGGGCUAGUGAUACUGUUUCUCCAUUGGUGCGUGCGUGGUUUGGGGUUACAACCAUGGCCUGAACAGGUCGCACAGUACAGCCUUGUUGGGUACUUGGCCCGCAACAGGAGGCACCCUAGGUUGAGGAAGCUUGCCACCAUGCUGGUUUGCAAGGACUACCUCGACAAGCUAUGGUGCAUGGAGUCAUGCAAUUCAUCGUCAUCCCGCGCCAUCACCAAGCUCGUCCAUGCCCAUGUCAAACAAGGGUGGAGACGCUACAUCAAGGACACCGCCACUUACAGGGCCUUCAACGACAAGCGGGGCCAGGGCACUCUCCUCCGUGAGAAAUGCACGCACCUGGAGUGGAGCCUCAGGAGGCCAUUUGAUGAGAGUGUCCUCCUGUGGCACCUCGCCACCGACCUGUGCUUGUACCACAGGGGCGCUGUAGUCAAGGGGGAAGACACGUCUCCUCACCGUCGCUGCAGCAGGGAGAUCUCCAACUACAUGAUGUACCUCAUGUUCGUGAACCCGGAGAUGCUCAUGACCGGCACCAAGAGCAGUCUGUUCCACACAACCUGCCACGAGCUCAAGCAAAUGCUCGAUAAUGAAGAUGACAAGACCCCACUGGAAGACAGAGAGAUGAUAAAGAGGUUAAUCAACCAGGCGCAGAAUGGCACAAAAUGUCCAGGUAUCGUUCUCGAGGCUUGGGAACUCACCAGGUCCCUCGUGGGUCUGGGAGACAAGAAGAUGUGGAGGGUGAUCCAGGGCGUGUGGGUGGAGAUGCUCUGCUUCUCUGCCGGCAGGUGCAGAGGGUACUUGCACGCCAAGAACCUAGGAAAGGGCGGGGAGUACCUCUCCUACGUCUGGCUGCUCCUAUCACACAUGGGGAUGGAGACCCUCGCGGAGAGGGUGCAGAGGACAGAGCUGCCAGAGGAAGGAGACAGGGGUGCGUCUGCGCUGGUACCGGCUUCCAUGGCGAUGCCCAUUGGGGACAAUAGUGUGUGA
Triticum turgidum subsp. durum (durum wheat) is the source of this 2016-nucleotide messenger RNA. Lineage: Eukaryota; Viridiplantae; Streptophyta; Magnoliopsida; Poales; Poaceae. The record is from the annotation of a GenBank genome assembly.